Molecule: messenger RNA, 1715 nt
Organism: Talaromyces stipitatus ATCC 10500
Lineage: Eukaryota; Fungi; Ascomycota; Eurotiomycetes; Eurotiales; Trichocomaceae
Product: short chain dehydrogenase, putative
Exons: 2
Coding region: 81-881 (266 amino acids)
Source: RefSeq, a predicted model, not a curated record
GUAUAUCAAUGGCUGAAAGCCACAGCCAAUGGUUAGACUAAUACCUACUACUACACACUACAUUGAUAUUGGCCUCAACCAUGGUGCUUUCAGAUAAAAAAUUUGUCCUCGUCACUGGGGGUAGUAGUGGUCUCGGCUUCGAGACAAUCAAAGCCUUGAUCCAGACCAACCAACCUUACCACGUCUUUCUUGGCUGCCUAUUCCCCGAUGAGGGCCAAAGUGCAGUUUUAUCCUUGCAACGGGAUGUGCCCGAGACUCCAAGCACUCUAGAAUCAAUCUUGGUUGAUGUCACUGAUGAUGAGUCAAUUGACCGAUGCUUCCACACUGUACAGUCUAAAAUUGGCCACCUUGAUGUGUUGGUCAAUAAUGCAGGGAUCUCCCUUCAGGCAUCUGAAAUAGGCAUGCGCGAAGCAUGGAAUCGAUGUUACGACGUCAAUGUCACCGGGGCCCAAAUCAUGACCCAUACCUUUGUACCGCUCCUCCUUCGCUCUAAUGAUCCACGUUUAAUCUUCAUCACCAGCGGGUUGUCUAGUCUCACUCCGAUGAGCAACGUCUACACGCCCACCAGGAUGACUGUUCCCGCUGGUUGGCCAAAACCGGAGGUACAUCCGUACCGGGCGUACCGAGCGACCAAAACAGCACUGAAUAUGGUCAUGUUAGAGUGGCACUGGCAGCUGCGAGAAGAUGGAGUCAAAACUUGGGGUGUAUCACCAGGGUUUUUGGCCACCAAUUUGGGGGCCAGUUUUGCAGGAAUGGAUGGCGCUCCUCCUGUGUUGCCUGCAUCUGUUGGUGGAAGACUAGUGGCGUCAGUGGUAGAAGGCGACCGAGAUACGGACGUGGGCAAGAUUGUGCUCAAGGAUGGUGAAGUACAGCCGUUCUGAGAAUCUCGGUUUGGCCUCAGCAGGGGUUCUUCAGUAAAUAGCAUCUCAAUGAAUACGCUCUUAGUCAUUGGAUUGGUGCCACGCCAUUUUCUAAUGCACCGUCUAGUUUUUGUAGAGCCUUGCAUGAAAUGAAUUGUACAACGGCGUUCUUUUCCGAAUAUAUGAUGCACUCUCAUUAUUUUUCUUUUUUUAGUGCCUAGCUCUGGAGCUCCUUUUUUCGCUUCCUUUUUCUUCUUUGAGGAAUUAAUUAGGAAAUUCCGUGCGCCCUCCAACCUGUAACUACUUUAUUUUGGUAAUGUCUCUAUGAGGAGCGUUUUUGACAAGCCCUUCAUUCUUCAUCGUAAUGGCCCAUAACUUUUCUAAGUAUAUAUUGAGUUUCAAAUGAUUAUCUAGGUAGCUUCCGACCUCCUUGUUCAGAGGUGCCUAUUUCCAUGAGCGCUCUUUGGUUCGCCGUAGUCCGAUGUACGUUAAACUAUCAGGGAUAUUCGACGUAAUUGGCGUCUCGAAAAUAGAAAAAGAAAACACGAAAGAAAGUAACGGCACUUAUCGUUUCCUCCGAGUGCUUUCUCCGAGAUCCGGCAUCUACUUAAGCGCCGCCAUUACCCCCGAGGUGUCGGACCAGACAGAACUGAGAGCAAGGCGAGGCUUGCCGUCGUUCACGCUAGCUUGAUCUACUAGCAUGCGGCAUGUGUACUCAUUCGUGUACGAUUUCCCGUUCUUCAGCCCAAGUUCAACCUCGCCAAUGAGCAUCAGGUCGUAUCCGUUCUUAUCAGCGACAAAUACUUGUUUGACACGAUGGCGACGAGAGGAAAAUGCCUUCCAGGCAUUCAGCUU